This is a messenger RNA of Phlebotomus papatasi, 11778 nucleotides long. RefSeq names its product kinesin-like protein KIF13B (gene Khc-73). Gene Ontology annotation, biological process: cytoskeleton-dependent intracellular transport; microtubule-based movement. The transcript is spliced from 19 exons. Gene Ontology annotation, molecular function: ATP hydrolysis activity; microtubule binding; ATP binding. Gene Ontology annotation, cellular component: kinesin complex; microtubule. NCBI's taxonomy places the organism in Eukaryota, Metazoa, Arthropoda, Insecta, Diptera, Psychodidae. The record is from RefSeq and is a predicted model, not a curated record. The coding region runs from base 332 to 6097 and encodes 1921 amino acids.
CACAGCAAAAUUUUCAGUCGAGUUCGAGAUUUUGUUUCUGCGUCUUGUGUUGUGCGAAAAGUUUUGGCGAAAAUGUGUAAAUAGUGCAAUUUCCAGGUGAAAAAUAGCUGCAAAACGCGCAUUGAGUGUCCGUGCAGCUGUUUAGCUGUCCAUUUGUGCGUGGUGUGUGUGAUUUAUUGUGGUUUUUAGCUCCCCAAAUUCUAACCCGAUUGGAAGUGCUUUGAGAAAAAGGCUGCAAAAGGUGAUAGAAUUUUGUGGCCAAAAAGUGUGUGAGAAGGAGUAAAGGAGGUGGAGGUGUGAGUGAGAAAAGUGACGGAGAGAAGCAAAAAAAAUGGCAACGGAUAAAAUAAAAGUCGCCGUUCGUGUGAGACCCUUCAAUCGUCGAGAAUUGGAAUUGGGAACACAAUGUGUGGUGGAAAUGGAGGGUCAACAGACAAUUCUGCACAAUGUUACGAAUAUGGAUAAAAUGGAUAGAAAACAACCAAAGACAUUUGCUUUUGAUCAUUGCUUUUAUUCAACGGACUACGAUGCCACACAUUUUGCAUCACAGGAAACAGUAUUUGAUUCUGUCGGCAGAGAUAUUCUGGACAAUGCAUUUCAAGGAUACAAUGCAUGUAUAUUUGCGUACGGACAGACAGGUUCAGGGAAGUCGUAUACGAUGAUGGGAACGGGUGACAACAAGGGAAUAAUUCCGCGUCUCUGUGAUGAGUUGUUCUAUGAAAUAUCCCAUCGGCAGACACCUGAUCUGUCGUACAAAGUUGAGGUGAGUUAUAUGGAGAUCUACAAUGAGAAGGUGCAUGAUUUGUUGGAUCCAAAGCCAAAUAAACAGUCCCUGCGUGUCAGGGAGCACAAUGUACUGGGUCCGUAUGUUGAUGGGCUGUCGCAGCUGGCUGUGACGUCCUUCCUGGACAUUGAUAGUUUAAUGGCUGAGGGGAAUAAGUCGAGAACAGUUGCCGCUACAAAUAUGAAUGCUGAGAGUUCGAGAUCUCAUGCGGUGUUUUCUGUCGUGCUGACCCAAACACUGACGGAUCGGGAGACAAAUGUGAGUGGUGAGAAGGUUUCGCGGAUGUCAUUGGUGGAUUUGGCGGGGAGUGAGAGGGCGGUAAAGACGGGAGCUGUGGGGGAUAGGCUGAAGGAGGGAUCGAAUAUAAAUAAAUCACUAACGACUUUGGGACUUGUGAUAUCAAAAUUGGCUGAUCAGUCGAGUGGGAAGACGAGAAAUGAUAAAUUUGUGCCGUAUCGGGAUUCAGUGUUGACGUGGCUGCUCAAGGAUAAUCUGGGUGGGAAUUCUAAGACUGUGAUGGUGGCCACAAUUUCACCGGCUGCUGAUAAUUAUGAGGAAACACUGUCGACACUGCGGUACGCUGAUCGGGCAAAGAGAAUUGUCAAUCAUGCUGUUAUCAAUGAAGAUCCCAAUGCCAGAAUUAUCCGGGAAUUGAGGAUGGAAGUGGAGGCACUGAGGGAGAUGCUGAAGCAUGCUACGGGGUCACCAGUGGGGGAUACCCAAAGGGGAGAUAUCCAUGACAAGUUGGCAGAAAGUGAGAAUCUGAUGAAGCAAAUCUCGCAGACGUGGGAGGAGAAACUGGUGAAGACGGAGAGGAUACAGAAUGAGAGGCAACAGGCUCUGGAAAAGAUGGGAAUUAGUGUUCAGGCAAGUGGAAUAAUGGUGGAGAAAAAUAAAUACUACCUGGUGAAUUUGAAUGCUGAUCCUUCCCUCAAUGAACUCCUGGUGUACUACCUGAAAGAGAAAACUCUCGUUGGUGGUCGGAGUCAAACCCAGCAGCCGGACAUUCAGCUCCAUGGCUUGGGUAUUCAGGCAGAACACUGCACAAUAACCAUUGAAGAUGGUGGGCUGUUUAUGGAACCAAUAAGCAAUGCCAGAUGCUUUGUAAAUGGAUUUCCAGUGACAGAUAAAACAGCCCUGCACAAUGGUGAUCGAAUUCUUUGGGGAAAUCACCAUUUCUUCCGGGUAAACUGUCCCAAAGGGGCUGGAACGGUCAGCAAUGUGGCUUCAGAGCCACAAACUCCAGCUCAGCCCAUUGAUUACAAUUUUGCCCGGGAGGAAUUGAUGCAGAAUGAACUGAGCAAUGAUCCCAUUCAGACGGCCAUUGCACAGCUGGAACGACAGCACGAGGAGGACAAGCAGGUGGCCCUGGAGAAGCAAAGACAGGAGUACGAAAAGCAAUUCCAACAGCUGCGAAAUAUUCUGUCUCCGAGUACUCCAUAUGCACCAUAUGCUCCGUAUGAUCCUCUGCGAAUGGGCAAAAUAACUCCCUGUACGCCCACCACGCAGAUGAGGAUGGAGAAAUGGGCACAGGAGCGCGAUGAGAUGUUUAAGAGGUCUCUGGGUCAGCUGAAGGCUGAUAUCAUGAGGGCCAAUGCUCUGGUGCAAGAGGCCAAUGUUCUGGCUGAGGAGAUGGAGAAGAAAACAAAGUUCAGUGUCACUCUGCAGAUUCCACCGGCUAAUCUCAGUCCUAACAGACGGAGAGGGGCUUUUGUGAGUGAACCGGCCAUUCUGGUAAGGAGAAUGAAUCAGGGAAGUCAAAUUUGGAGCAUGGAGAAGCUGGAGAAUAAGUUGAUUGACAUGAGGGAGAUGUAUCAGGAGUUCAAGGAUCGCCCAAUGUCACUAAUGCCAAUCGAGGAGCCCCUGGAAUUAAUUAUGCCAGAUGAUGAUGAAGAGGAUGAAAGCAGAAAGGCCAUGGAUCCGUUCUACGAGUCUCAGGAAAAUCACAAUUUAAUCGGUGUUGCCAACAUUUUUCUCGAAGUGCUGUUCCAUGACGUCAAGCUGGACUACCACACGCCUAUUAUCAGUCAGCAGGGCGAAGUGGCAGGCCGGCUGCAGGUGGAGAUCACCCGGAUAGCUGGACAGAUGCCGCAGGAUCGAAUGUGCGAGACUGGCUCGGAUAAUUCCUCCGAAGGCAGUCGAGACGAUGAUUAUGGCUGCGAUCCUAUGGCCAGUCAAAUCACUUGCCGAGUCAGCAUCAAACAGGCCACGGGAUUGCCUAUCUCCCUGUCAAACUACGUCUUCUGCCAGUACACUUUUUGGGGCCAUCAGGAAACGGUGGUGCCCGUAGUCAAUUCCGAGCUCAUCAGUCACAAUGAGAACAACAUUUACAAGUUUGAACACGUGCAGGAUUAUACGGUGCAGGUGAGUGAGGAGUUCCUGGAGCAUGCAGCUGAAGGAGCUCUGAGCAUUGAGGUUUGGGGUCACAGAUCCAUGGGUUUCUCGCAGUCCAAAGAAUGGGAAGUUGAGCACAAGGAAGCCAAAGCGAGAAGCCUGGUGGAUCGCUGGGCGGAGUUGUCCAGGAAAAUCGAGCUGUGGGUUGAGAUUCAUGAGUUGAAUGACAAUGGGGAGUAUUCGCCGGUUGAGGUGACCAAUCGCAAUGAAGUGCUAACAGGUGGAGUGUAUCAGGUGCGUCAGGGGCAGCAGCGUCGAAUUCAGGUGCGCGUAAAACCUGUCCAGAAUUCCGGAACGCUCCCAAUCAUUUGUCAGUCAAUUCUGAGUAUUGCCGUGGGCAGUGUGACGGUGAGGUACAGGCUGCAGAAGCCCCUGGAUUCCUACCAGGAGGAAGAUCUGACUGUGCUGAGGGAUAAGUGGAGUGAAGCACUGGGCAGGAGGAGACAGUAUCUGGAUCAGCAGAUUCAGAAGCUGAUAAACAAGGAGGAGAAGUCGGAUGAGGAGAAGGAGCGGGAAUUGAGUCUGGUGCAUCAAUGGGUGUCACUGACUGAAGAGAGAAAUGCCGUUUUGGUUCCUGCUCCAGGAUCUGGAAUUCCUGGAGCUCCAGCCUCGUGGGAUCCGUCCCCGGGGAUGGAACCACAUGUUCCUGUUCUCUUUCUGGACCUCAAUGCCGAUGACCUGAGCACGCAGAAUGCAACGGAUGAACUUUCGGUGGUGGGACUGAAUUCCAUUUUGCCGAAGGAGCACGGCAAUAAAUUCUACACGCUGCAGAUUCUGCAGCAUCUGGACAAAGACAUCUGCGCCAUUGCCAGCUGGGACUCAUCCAUGCACGAUAGCCAAUCGCUUAACCGUGUCACAGAAGCAAAUGAACGAAUCUAUUUAAUAUUGAAAACGACUGUAAGACUGUCACAUCCUGCCCCAAUUAAUUUAGUUUUAAGGAAACGUCUAGCACUGAAUAUUUACAAGAGGCAGAGCCUGACGGAUCGCAUCAAGAAGUUUCGUCUUGGACGCUUUGAUAAUACGAUAACACAAACUGGGGUAACUUAUGAGGUUGUCUCUAACAUUCCCAAAGCCAGUGAAGAACUUGAGGAGCGUGAAUCACUGGCACAGAUUGCGGCAAAGGGAGAGGAUUGUUCGGCAAGUGAUGGAGAAACUUAUAUUGAGAAAUAUACAAAGGGUGUGUCUGCUGUUGAGAGUAUCCUGACACUGGAUCGACUGAGGCAGAGUGUGGCAGUGAAGGAAUUGGAACAGGCACAGGGACAACCACUAUCAAUGAGGAAAACUGUCAGUGUUCCAAAUUUUUCUCAGGCUGUAAAAGAAACUGCAAAUAUCGGUGGUAUUAUGCGAUUCGAUACAUCGAUGGAGUCUCUAAUCACAGUUGGACGUUCAGAAUCAUUUGCUGAUUUGAAUAAUCCAGAAUAUGGAGUUUCUCGGUCAUUUAUGGCCUCACAAGUUCACCGUGAUCUCUUCUCUCAAUCAGCGACAAAUCGCGAUUUUGGCAUGAGAAAUCGUCACAGUUUCGGUGGAAAGUCUGCAAAUGAGGAGACAAUUGCAGGAAGUUCAAAACCAUUUGGCAUAGGCUCUAUAUUGUCAGCUCGACCGACCUUCCUUAAUCUCAAUUUGAAUCUAAAUUCAUUGAGGUUGCAGCAGCCGACAAAACCAUCUCCUGCCAACAGCAAAUUGAGUGGUUUUCGCAUGACAACACUCCAUGAGGAGCCACUGGGCCAGAAGACUCUUCUGGAGGAACCAGAAGAUAGCUACAGUGAUCCAGAAUAUGGAGAUUAUGAAGCUUAUGAAGUGAAAGCUUCACAAAAAGUUAAGACAAUGUCCAGGAUGACUGGUUCCCGGACAAUGGACUCCCUCAUGGAUAUUGGGAGUUCUUCGGGACAUUUGAUAAAUUUUACCAGUAAUUCAACGUCCUCAAAUUCCUCCACAACUUCCUCCAAUUCAUCGGGUUCUGGGGCAACUGGAGGAGCCACAGUCCUGAAGAAUGUAGCUGGAGCUGGAACUCCAAGUAUGAGUUCGUCAGCAUCCAGCGGUUAUGGUUCUCAGGCUGUUUCACUGGGAAAUCUCACGAGUGACGAUGCUCUGUCACUGAGAUCGAUGAGCGUAGAUGAGACUCCUGAUCUAGACAGAUCCUCGUCGGCUUCGCCACCAACGAGAGGCACAAAAGCCAUUCAGGAAGUUACAACUCCCAGUCAAAAGCGCAUCAAUCCUUUCCUGAAGGACAUGGUAAUGGUGGACGGGCCAGUUGAGACUGUCCGGAAACCACUAACUCCCACCAAAGAGCAUCCACUGCAAGAUCUCGCAGAGGAAGGAAGAAAUUCCGAGGAGGAUGAUGAGGAUUUCCCAAGAGAUUGCCCAAAGAAAAACUCCGUGGACAUCAAUGAGAAUCGGCAGGAGAAGUUGAUUUCCAGGGAUGAUGAUUCGGGAUCAGAUGCCAGUGGGAGGAAUAGGAAUGGACAGGAGACGGGAAAAGUAGUGAAACGCAAGAAGAACCAAAAUGCCGGACAGAAUAACUCAAAUAGAGCGUCAUCUGAGACGGAUUCUUCAGACAAAAUGGAAGAUGAUGGCCAGGGCAAGACGAUUGAUGCAAACAUUCCUGACUGGGUUGUCGUGGGCGAGAGUGUCCUCAUUCGUCCCUACAAUACCAGCGGAGUUAUCAGCUUCGUCGGAGGGACUCAUUUCCAGGGCGGCACAUGGGUUGGAGUAGAAUUGGACACGCCCACUGGGAAGAAUGAUGGAACUGUCCAAGGAAUUAUGUACUUCACGUGCAAGCCAAAGCACGGAAUUUUCGUGCGAGCUGACAAGUUGAUUUUGGACAAGAGAGGACGCGCCAUGAGAACGUACAAAGCCGAGAAGCUCAAGGGGGAGGAGCCAAAAGCAAAGUCCGCGGGAAUACAAAGUGGGCGCAAAUGAUUGUUCCACAAAUGUUCGCAUCAGAAGGGAGGAGGAGUCAAUCCUUAUCCGCUUCGGGUUGCGAACAGAGGAACAAAUGCACCGAGAAGAUUUCAAAAUUACUAAAAAAAAAGAGGAAAGGAAAAAAAAAAAUUCCACACGAUGUUUUUCUUAGUGCUUGGUGUCUAUAUUCUUUUUUUUCUAAAGUUUUUCUUUGUAGAAAGGAAAAAGAUCACACAAAUUUUCUUUUUUACUCGUUUUAGUAACAUAUCUUGUUGAUGGAAUUCCUUUUUAUAAUCCUGUUUAUUGACGUUUAUUUGUCAAAUUUUAUUAAUUAAAUAAUUUUUCAUAUCUCUGAAAAUUAAUCACAUCGAAUUGAUGGAUUUAAUUUUCCCUUUUUUUCUGUGAACUUUAAGAAAAUAUUUUCAAUGUGAAAUGGUGCAAUAAUAUUUUUUUAGUAUUUGUCUUUUAAAUAUUGUUUAUUUUUAUUUUUUUCGAAAUUCCUAUCAGUAUUUUUUUUGCUUGAUAGAAAGGAAAGUAAUAUAAAGUUAGUUAGGGAGACAUUCCAUUUCACAACAAAACACUUUUUCGCACUCUAUUCACCAAGAGAUUUUCAUAUAAAAAAAAAAGAGAAAAAGAAAUGAUUAUAAAAAACAUAGAAUAUUGAUAAUCCUCUAGUUGAGAAGUAAAAAAAAAUUCUACAAUUUACUUAAAGAAAUCAAGAAAAAAUGUCUAUUAACCUAUUUGCAAAAGAAAAAGGAAAAAAAAAUUGAAAAUUGCAUUAAAAACAUUAAAAAUAAAUCUAAAAAAGAAUAUUUCAAGUGAUAGUGAGCAUCUUUGAAUUUAUUUUUGCUUAUAAAUGUGUGGAAAAAAAACUUAAUAAUAGAUGCAUUUUGAAAAAAUAAGAAAAAAGCAUUUUCAGACUUCAUAAGCAAUUUUUACUGCUCAUUAUUUAGUGGAAAGGACAAAGUGAAAGCUGAGAAAAUUUUAGAAUUCUCGAAAAGUUAUUAAAAAAGAGAGAAAUAAUGAAAUACAGAACAUAGACCCUUCGAAAAAAAUAUAAAAAACAAAGUGAAUAAUGUCCAAAAGAGAAAAAUAAAUAAAUAAGUGUGCCAAUUACCAAAAUAUCCACAAGAUAAUAUCAUUAAAUUGAAGAGAAAAGUAAAUGAAUUUAGAAGAAGAAUAAAGGAAAAACUGACCUAAAAAAAAGAAACGUCCCUUUUCACCAAAAAAAAAAGAAUAAAAAAAUGCAAAGUAAAUGAAUUUUACACUCUUAAAUAAGGCGUCUCCAUCCAUGAAAAGAAAAGAUAAAAUCAUUACUUUUUACACGUAAAAAAAAACCUAUUAAAAAAAAGAAUAAAUUUUUAAAAAUAUCAACUUUGUCCAACAUUUUACCACAUAAAUAUAUUUUAUUGAAAAAAACAUUUGCAAAACUUUAAAAACUACAAAAAAAAAAUUGUGUACAUAAUGAAUUUUAAACCAAAUCCGUCAUUGGAAUUUUUUCUCUUUCAAAAAAAUAAGUAAAUUUUAAAUAAAAGACAACCUCUAAAUUUUUGAGAAAAAAAUCGUCCAAGAAAUUUAAAAAAAAAAUGCAAUUUUUCAAAUUUUUGGCGUAAAAAAAUCAGUGGAUAUUUUUUUAGUUUUAUUGAUAAAUAUUGAAAGAAAAAGACAAAGAUUUUAAAAAGUGCACAAGCAUUGCCCAAAAAAUGAUAAAAGAAAAUAUUAAAAUAUGCUUACUUCUCUUUAAAAAAAAACCAUUGGCAUUACUGAGCUUUGUGUGACUUUUUUUUCGUAUUUGGGUGUUUGAGUCAUUUAAGUCCCACCUAUAAUAUUGAUAUAGCCACGAAAUGGAAAUAUAUUAGCUACUUUAAGUAUAGACCACUCCCCUUAAAAAAAUCUCUAUUCAAAAUUAAAUUCUCUAUUAAUUCCUAAAGGGAGCCAAAAGCUAUCACAAAAAAUGUCCUGACGGAGAUCUACCGCUCGUAAUAUUUUAUUUGACGAAGGAAUUUGAAUACAAAUCGUUAAGAAAUACAAGCCACACCCCCUUCAAAAUUCUCAAUAAGAAAAUUUGUCUUUAAUCCUGAAGAAUUCCUAAAGGGAUCCAAAAGCUAUCAUAAAAAUGUCCUGACGGAGAUCUACCUCUCGUGAUAUUUUAUUUGUCGAAAGAAUUUAAAUACAAAUCGCUAAGAAAUACAAGCCACGCCCUAUUCAAAAUUUUCAAUAAAAAAGUUUGUCUUUAAUCCUGAAGAAUUCCUAAAAGGAACCAGAAGCUAUCAUAAAAAUGUCCCGACGGAGAUCUACCGCUCGUAGUAUUUCAUUUGACGAGAGAAUUUAAAUACAAAUCGUUAAGAAAUACAAGCCACGCCCCAUUCAAAAUUCUCAAUAAGAAUGUUUGGCUUUAACCCUGACGAACUUCUAAAGGGAACGAAAGGCUAUCAUAAAAAAUGUUCUAAUGGAGAUCUAUCGCUCGUAAUAUUCUAUUUGACGGAGGGAUUUAAAUACAAAUCGCUAAGGAAUACAGGCCACGCCCCUUUCAAAAUUCCUGGUAUUGAAUUUUGGCUUAAAACCUGAAAAAUUCCUAAUUAGAAGCCAGGAUUGUCAUUGAAAAAUAUCCUCGUGGAGAUUUAGUGCUCGUAAUAUUUUAUUUGGCGGAAGGAUAAAAAUAAAAAUUGCAGAGAAAUAUAAACCACGCCUCCCAUAUUCUGUAAACACUGAAUUUUAGCUUGUAAUAGUGAGACUUCCCAAUAGGAAGCAAGGCGUAUCAUGCAGAAAUUGCCUGAUGGAGAUCCAGUUCUUAUAGUAUUUUAUUUGAUCAUAGAAUUUAAAAAACAAUGUUAAAAGAUACAAGCCACGCCUUCUUCAAAACUGUCAAUAGUGAAAUUUUACUGUAAUUCUGAAAAAAUCCUAAUGGGACCUAAGGCUUAUCAGUACUCACAAAAUUUUAUUCGAUCACUGAAUUAAGGAAAUUGCGUAAGAAAUAUAAACCACGCCCAUUGCAAAAUUCUCAAUAUUGAAGUUUAGCUUUUUUCUUGAAGAAUUUUCCACUGGGAAACAAGGUUUAUCAUAGUGAAAUUACCGGACGGAAAAGAUUUAAAUAAAAAUCGCUGAAAAAAUAAGUCACGCAAGUCACGUCAAGAAUCGGGUAAAAAUAUAAGUCACGCCCACUUCAAAAUCCUCAAUAAAAAAAUUGUGAGUUAUUUCGGAAGAAUUCCUAAAGGGACUCAAAGUUUAUCACAGAUAAAUUCCUUGGCGAUGAUCCAAAACCCGUAAUAUUUAAUUUUAAAGAAGUAUUUAAAAAUAAAAGCGCGUAAAAAUAUGAGGAACGCCCCCUUUAAAAAUCUCAAUAGUGAAUUUUAGUGGCUUGAAUUUUAGUGUGCUCUGAGCCGACUAAAAAAUUUCUAAGGUUUCUUUUUUGAAUAGUUUUAUUAGUCAUAGAUUUCUCGAUAUCUAAAAAAAAACUCAUUUGCCGUUGUAUGUUUUCAAUGGGGCGUGGCUUCGAUCAAAAUUCAAAAUAUUCGCAGAUUUUAUGUUUCAAUUUACAAGGCUUUAAUUUACUAAGGCUUUUUGUAGGGUUUCUUUGAUCGUAUGUCUGCAAAUGAGAUGCUUCUAAAAAUUUUUGAAAGCUUGACUUGGUCGUACUCCUCAUUAUUAUGUCAAGAACGCUUCCUUGAAGUUCCAAAGGAGGCGUGGCUUUUUAAACGAGCUUUAAAAAAGUAAUCAAAUUAUUCAAAUUGUUAACUUCGUUUGCGAAUGAUAUGCUAAGGUUUUUUAAAAGCAUCCUUGGUCGUAAGUCUCACUUUUAUGUCAAGAAUGUUUCCUUAUCAUAAUGGUGUUCCAAGGGGGCGUGGCUUAUCUAACUACAAUCGAAAUAUUCACAGAAAUUUUGCUCAGUAGCCGCGGUAAAGUCCCCAAAAAAUUGACUGGAUAGUUUUCCUUGGUCGUAGGACUGCUUUAUAUUUCAAUAACGCUUUGUUUGCAAUUAUGACGUUCCAUUGGGGCGUGGCUUAUCUAACUACAAUCGAAAUAUUCACAGAAAUUGUGCUCUGUAACCACCGUAAAGUCCCCAAAAAUUUGACUAGAUAGUUUUCCUUGGUCGUAGGACUGCUUUAUAUUUCAAUAACGCUUUGUUUGCAAUUAUGACGUUCCAUUGGGGCGUGGCUUAUCUAACUACAAUCGAAAUAUUCACAGAAAUUGUGCUCUGUAACCACCGUAAAGUCCCCAAAAAUUUGACUAGAUAGUUUUCUUUGGUCGUAGGACUGCUUUAUAUUUCAAUAACGCUUUGUUUGCAAUUAUGACGUUCCAUUGGGGCGUGGCUUAUCUAACUACAAUCGAAAUAUUCACAGAAAUUGUGCUCUGUAGCCGCCAUAGUCCCCAAAAAUUUGCCUAGAUUGUUUUCCUUGGUCGUAGGACUGCAAGGCUUCUAAAUGUCUUUUAAAAAACGUUUGUAAUAUCAGAAAUUGCUAAAGGGGCGUGGCUAUUUGAAUAAGAUAAUUAGGUCACAUCCUCUGGUACCUAAAAGCAGUCACAAAUUAGAAAUAUCUAACUUGCAAUUCGGCGUUGUAAAACAAUAUAAAUUGAUAAAAAAUAAUCGAAAUAUUUAAGUUAUCUUUCCGGGAGAAGGCGUGGCCUAGAAUUCUUAUGGGCGGGGCUUAUUUUGAAAAGCAUUUUACCUAAUUGAAGAAAAAAAUUAGAAAAAAGGUCACGCAAAGUAAAGAAGUUCCAAAAAAACAUUACCUAAAAAUAUUAUAGACAUCUUUCUUCAAAUGUAAAUAUAAUAAUAAAUGAUAAAAAAAAACACUAAAGAUGGGAAUAACAAUUUUAAAGUAAAAUAAUGUGAAAUGAUCCCAAAUAGAAAUUAUAUUCGUAUGAAGGAGUAAAGAUUAAUAAAAGAUAAAUAAAACUUAGAAAUUUCUGCAAAGUAGGAAUUAGUAGAUUGAAAUAAUAAAACAUUAAGAAAAAAAAAUCUAGCAAAAAAAAGUAGAUUGGCAGCGAAAUGAUUUUAGUGAAAUAGAGAACAGGAUAAAAGAAAAGAAGCAUUCGUAGAUGUUUAUUAAUUUAUGCUACUUUUUAAGAAAAAAUCACACACAGAAUUUUAUAAAAUACACUUUAAGUUUUAAUCGUGAUAUAAAGUUAUUAAUUGUGGGACUCGUUUUUAUUUGUAAAGAAAAAAAAGAAGAGAAAAUAAAUGAAGAAAAGAUGGAAUUAUUUACAGUAUAUUUUAUUUUUAGUUGAAAUGCAUUGAAUCAUUGUGUUAUUAGAUGAUUAGAAAGAAAGAAUUGUAGAUGUUUUAUUUAAAUUUAAAGUAUAAGAACUUUUUUUUUGUAAAUGUUGAGUAUUUUAUUUUUCUUCCAACAUUUUAUGUUUUAAUUUGCCAUACAAAAAAAAAAAUGAUACUAAAAAAACCAUAUUUUGUGAAUGAAAAAUGAUAAAAAAAAAAUUAAUAAGAAAAAUAUUCGCUAUUUUGCCCUAAAAAAAAAGAACAAAAGCAACUUAUAAUUUUUUUAAAUAAAAGAAAAAUCUAACAAAUUCUAGAGGAAACUGUGGAGUAUAUUUAGGCAAGUGAAAAAAACAAAAGCUAAUAAAAUAUAUUGUCAUAAAAGAAGAAAAACCAACUUAAAAAUAAAAAUAACAUAUGAAUAGCAAGUCAUGUUCAUUCCAAAAUUGUAUGUUUAAAAAGAAUAAAUUUCAGAAAAAGUCUCAAA